Suillus discolor is the source of this 1200-nucleotide messenger RNA. RefSeq lists its product as uncharacterized. The transcript is spliced from 6 exons. The record is from RefSeq and is a predicted model, not a curated record. Bases 1 to 1200 code for a protein of 399 amino acids. NCBI's taxonomy places the organism in Eukaryota, Fungi, Basidiomycota, Agaricomycetes, Boletales, Suillaceae.
AUGGUGUAUAACAUUCCCUUAAUCAUCUUCAUGGACGACGUUUCAGGCAACAUAUCGAAGCAGUGGAACAAACACCACACUAUAUACAUGUCUAACACAAAUUUGCCUCGAGAGAUGCUCGAAAAAGAAUUCUUCGUUGACGCAGCACGAUCUGGUGUCAUGGUGUGGGAUUGCAAGUUCAACGAGGAAGUUAUGCUCAUUCCGUAUGCAUUAUUUCUCGCUGGAGACAAUCCCAUGCAAGCUGAAGAGUGUAGCCACGCGGGGCUCAACUGCAACUAUUUCUGCAGGACGUGCGAUGUUGGCGGAAUGAAAGAGUACAAGGAAUCCGAGGCUGGCUACAACAGCAUUUUUAUGUCAGGUAAUAUACAGACCCCCGAGAAGACGAGUCAAGAGAUUCGACAACAGUUUGAAACUGCCUUCAGAUCAGGCGCCACGACAAAAAUCCAGAAUUCUGUUUCGUCGACUGGUGUGCGAGAUUCAGCUUCGGGUUCAAUUCUCAGUGCGUUGGUCGAACUUGGCAAGAAGCUUCGAAAACGCAUACCAGGAUCUCCAGCUCUGCCUGAAAGUGAAGUUGAAGCUGCGCUUCGGAAAGAAUUCGAGGAACUCUUGAAAGGUGGACACCUCAAUGAUACUACCAAUCCCCUACUGGGAAUGGAUGGGUUAGAUAUUCAUAUGGAUACCCCAACGGAAAUCCUUCAUACAAUACUCCUGGGCAUUACAGUGUUUCUCCUCGAAAAAGCAAAGUUCCUCCACAUUUUUCAGUACUGGCUCGAAUCCAUUGACAAGGACGGCCUGAAUGUGCCCUGUCUAAAUGCAGACUAUAUUUGCCACUAUAAAGGCAGUUUAAUCGGCAAGCAUUUUAAAAGUUUGGCGCAAGUUAUGCCAUUCAUUAUCCACGACCUCGUUCCUCUGACGGUCCUUAAUGCAUGGACAGUGAUUGGCGAACUCAUUGUACUGGUCUGGCACACAAGAUUCACGGACACAGAAACAUAUCUCGCAACGCUAUCUCGAACCAUUGAAGAUUUUUUGAAUGUUACGACACAAUGCGCACCGAGUAUUUUGAUUAGCAAGCCAAAGUUCCAUUUUCUCGUCCAUCUUCCAGCGUACAUUCGUCGUUUCGGCCCUGCGAUUGUUUUUUCAACUGAGCGAUACGAAUCAUUCAAUCAUGUCUUCCGGUUAUCGUGCAUCUACAGCAACUGA